Capsella rubella is the source of this 1972-nucleotide messenger RNA. Its product is annotated as adenylate-forming reductase 03009. Bases 97 to 1806 code for a protein of 569 amino acids. The transcript has 2 exons. Lineage: Eukaryota; Viridiplantae; Streptophyta; Magnoliopsida; Brassicales; Brassicaceae. The record is from RefSeq and is a predicted model, not a curated record.
ACAACAAGAGCUCGACAUAAAACUCAUUCUUGCCUUGUCUCUUAAGCCAUUUCCUUCUUUCUCUUAACCUAAUUCUAGAACAAAAGAGAUAACAAAAUGGAACACGCUUCGACCGUGAGAUUCUCUAGCUGUCGAGGUGUUGCGUUUGAGAUAAAACCUCAUGCAGAUCCUUUUGCUGUCGUUACGAUCGAUCAAAACCGCAACGCAAACUUUGAUCGUGAGGGAACAAGCAGCAGGUUUCGACGUCCAUGGGAUUUCUUGAGAAACCCCUCGAAAGUUUUCCCUUCAUCGAUUCAACACUCCAUGAGCCGAGCCAGCAGCCAUUUCUGCGAUCUGGACUCCGACAUGGACGAUGACGAAGAAGACAAAGAUGAUAUUUUCUACCUAGAAGAAGGUGGGAUCAAGGAAGGAAACGAAGAACACAGUGAGACGGACGAGAAGCCUAUCCUUACAUCUUCCCUAAGCAAACACAGCGAGAAACCGCAGCAACCACCGGUCCCAAAGAAACGUCCUUCAAGACUCUCCAUCAUACUUCUUGAUCAAGGGUUAUUCACUGUGUACAAGCGUCUCUUCGUCCUUUCGUUGUCUCUGAACGUCCUAGCUCUUGUUCUCGCGGCCACGGGAAACUUUGCUUACGCAAGAAACAGAGCAGCUCUGUUUUCAAUCGCCAAUAUUCUUGCCCUAACUCUCUGUAGAAGCGAAGCCUUCUUGAGAAUCGUUUUCUACCUAACCGUAUACCUCCUCGGACGCUCCUUUGUCCCUCUCCGCAUCAAAAUCGCGGUCACAUCACUCUUACAAAGCCUCGGUGGCAUCCACAGCGGCUGCGGCGUUUCCUCCAUAGCUUGGCUCAUCUAUGCACUGGUUCUCACACUUAAAGACAGAGCCAACACUUCAAACGCAAUCAUAGCAGUUGCGUCUGCGAUUCUCUGUCUCCUCUUCGUCACUUGUGCUGCUGCGUUCCCACUUGUUCGCCAUUUACACCACAACGUCUUCGAACGCAUCCAUAGAUUCGUCGGCUGGUCCGCUCUAGGACUUGUUUGGGUGUUUAUAAUUCUGACGAUUUCAUACGAUCCAAUAUCAAGAUCCUACUCCGAUAAUCUCGGCUCGAAGCUGAUCAAAACACAAGAGUUUUGGUUUACGCUAACAAUCACGAUCGCGAUUUUGCUCCCUUGGUUAACCGUGAGACGCGUUCCGGUUGACGUAUCAUCUCUCUCUGGCCACGCGUCGCUGAUCAAAUUCGGAGGAGGUGUGAAAUCAGGGAUCUUGGGUCGGAUCAGUCCAUCGCCGUUGUCGGAAUGGCACGCUUUUGGGAUAAUAUCCGAUGGUAAGACAUCGCACAUGAUGUUGGCUGGUGCUGUCGGCGACUUCACCAAGUCCUUAGUCUCAGAGCCUCCAACACACUUAUGGGUCCGUACGGUUCACUUCGCUGGCUUACCCUAUCUAGUUAACUUGUAUGACAAGGUAUUACUAGUGGCUACUGGUUCAGGGAUUUGCGUAUUUUUAUCGUUUCUAAUGCAACCGAGUAAGGCUGAGGUAUAUUUGAUAUGGGUGGCAAAAGGAUUAGAUGAUAAUUUCGGGUCGGAGAUUGUGAAUAGGCUUAGAGAUUAUCCUCAUCAAGACAGGCUCAUAGUUCACGACACUGCGGUUCUAGGACGACCCAAUGUAUCGGAAAUGACCGUGGAAGCUUCCAAGAAGUUUGGAGCUCAAGUUGUUAUUGUUACAAGCAAUCCUGAAGGAAGUCGCGAUGUUGUUAAUGCUUGUAAGGCUUCUAGUGUUCCUGCUUUUGGUCCUAUUUGGGAUUCUUAAUUACAUUACACUACUCUUUUAUUUUAUUUUAUUUUUUUGGGUAAUUACUUCUCUGGGGCUACGUUAUUUAGUUCUUUGUCGGUUAUUUAACAAUGAUGUAAACUUCAGACUUGUAUGAUAUUUUCGCAAUAAAUGAAAUCUUAUCAAGAGUAAAGAGUUAAUAAGA